AUGGCUCGUCCUUCAAUCAAAGAAUAUUUAACAUCUAAUCCUGACAAGGUUCUUGUGUUAGAUGGUGGCCAAGGUUCUGAAUUAGAAAAAAGAGGUAUCAAUGUUGCCACUCCGGUAUGGUCAACUGCACCUUUUGUCAGCGAUUCAUUUUGGUCGGACAAAUCCUCUGGGGAUAGAGAGAUCGUUAAGGGAGUGUUUAGUGAUUUCUCCACCGCAGGUGCAGAGAUUUUGAUGACCACAACUUAUCAAACUAGUUUCAAAUCUGUCUCUGAAAAUACCUCUAUCAAGACUAUUGAAGAAUAUAACACCUUAUUGAACCAUAUUGUACAAUUUUCUCGUGAUUGUAUUGGUGAAGAGAAAUUUUUAAUUGGUUGCAUUGGUCCUUGGGGUGCGCAUGUUUGUGCAGAGUUUAAUGGGGACUAUGGUAAACAUCCCGAAAAUGAAGAUUACUAUGAAUAUUUUAAACCUCAACUUGAUAAUUUCUUCAAUAAUAAUAAUUUGGAUUUAAUUGCGUUUGAGACCAUUCCAAAUAUUCAUGAAUUAAGAGCCAUAUUAUCAUGGGAUGAAUCCAUAUUGUCAAAACCCUUCUAUAUUGGUCUAUCUGUUCAUGAAAAUGGUUGUUUGAGAGAUGGGUCUACGAUAGAAGACGUUUGUCAGCUGAUUAAAUCAUUUGGUGAUAAAAUAAAUCCAAAUUUAUUACUAUUAGGGAUCAAUUGUGCGAAUUUCAACCAUUCUGCAGAUAUCAUGGAGUCAAUUCAUAAGCAAUUGCCCAAUAUGCCACUGAUCAUUUAUCCUAACAACAAUGAAAUUUAUGAUACCGUGAAGAAGAUGUGGUUACCAAAUAGUAAACAGUAUUUCACUUGGGAUACCUUGGUUAAAAGGUAUAUUGAGGCUGGUGCAAGGAUCAUCGGCGGUUGUUGUAGAACAACUCCGGAUGACAUAAAACAAAUUGCUGCUGCAGUUAAAAAGUAUUCAAAGAAUUAA
Molecule: messenger RNA, 984 nt
Organism: Maudiozyma saulgeensis
Lineage: Eukaryota; Fungi; Ascomycota; Saccharomycetes; Saccharomycetales; Saccharomycetaceae
Source: the annotation of a GenBank genome assembly